AUGUAUCGGAAGUUGUCUAAGUUAGAACACUCGGAAAUAAAACAACUUCUUACAGAAGCUAAUAUAGAUGUUGCAAAGCAUUACGCAACAAACAAAAAAGCACUCGCUGACAUCCUCAAUGACUAUAAUGGUGCAAUAAGUUAUGAUAGAAUUCAUGAGUUCAUAAAGCCGCAACGCGGCGAGGACGAAGUCCAUGCAAGAGCAUUUCCUUUAAAUGACGUUGCUAUUGACUUAUAUCAUAGACGUUCAGUACCUCAUGAAGUAAGAAGAGAAAUGUUUGACAUAACAAAUGCAAACGUUGGUGAAACAAGAAGAAGAGACGACACACUGAAACAACAGAGAAGAGAGAUGUUUAAGAGCGCUAUAGAACAAGUUCGCAAAGCUAACGAUGUCAUUCGUUCCAUUGACGACAAACCAAAAGAAGGUGAGAGAUGGUUAAAGAAAGAUGAAGAGAAUAGGAAGAGAAAUGUGAAGUCAGGCAAUAGACUCAUUGACUUUAACAUCGAAGCUUUAGAUGAACCAAACAGAGACUA
This is a messenger RNA of Trichomonas vaginalis G3, 533 nucleotides long. Its product is annotated as organellar and viral DNA polymerase type B. Lineage: Eukaryota; Parabasalia; Trichomonadida; Trichomonadidae. The record is from RefSeq and is a predicted model, not a curated record. The annotation marks the transcript as partial. The transcript has a single exon.